Messenger RNA from Brassica oleracea var. oleracea, 1662 nucleotides. RefSeq lists its product as uncharacterized. The record is from RefSeq and is a predicted model, not a curated record. The transcript has 7 exons. NCBI's taxonomy places the organism in Eukaryota, Viridiplantae, Streptophyta, Magnoliopsida, Brassicales, Brassicaceae. The coding region runs from base 1 to 1662 and encodes 553 amino acids.
AUGGCGCUGGAGAAAUAUGGUCCUCAUCACCCGACGAUCAUCGAGUCGAAACAUAUCAAAAACCUUUACGAGCUCUGGGGAAUCGAUUAUACCGUUGGGAUUGAAGCACCCGAAGAUGGGGAAAAUCUGGAGACUGUGAGGCCGGGGUAUUGUGGGGCCUAUACAUCGCAUUUUCAGGACGGAGGUUUGUCAUUUCCUCUUCCCCGCUUCCUUCUCGAAGCGCUCACGGAGCUUGGGAUGGCUUUUGCCCAAAUGGCGACUAAUUUCUGGCGCUAUUUCUUGACAUCGUGGAUCCGAGCCAGGGAGGAGGGUCUUAGGUUCAGCCUUGAAGAGUUGAAGAAGUUGUUUUCUAUUAAGAGGAACAAUGGCUUUCCAGGAACGAUGAUUCUUGCUUAUCGGCCUAGCCGUUCUGUUAUAGAUGACAUUCCUAACAGGGAUAACCGGUGGAGGGAGAAAUUUUUCGUUUUUAAGAUUAAUCCAGCGUCGGUCGGCGACUUUGAUUUUGAGACAAUCCCGAGGGUAUGGUCUGACGAGAUUGAACCCUUUGGUUCCGCGCCUAUGACUCCCGAGCUUCGAGGGCUAAUCGCCACUUUGCGCCGGGGUAGCCCUCGAUGGCUCGCAUUCACCGUAGAUCGAAUUCGAGCUGCUUACACUCUUCCGCCGGGUGAAAACCGUGCUACUCCCGUUGGUUCGGUGGGGCGAGGGAGAAGGAGGUGCUACCCGCCCGUUCUGACGAGUCUUCCGAAGUCGGGUCGUUGGAGCGAGACUCAAUCUCCCGGUCUUUUGGCUAGGCCGGUGUCGAUCGCCGUUCCCGUAGAUGGGGCUCGGAGGGCGCCGAACGCUUCAACUGGUUCUGUCGGUGAUCAAGCUCUCAAUGACGAUAUUGAUUCGUCGACUCACCGGUGCCGACGUCGAUCUCUCGAAGAGAUUAACUCUGUGAAUUCAAAUUCCCCGAGCUCAGAGCUUCCUCUGCCUUACGAGCUUCUGGCAAAGGAGACCUCUUCGUGGAGAUUUUCGUAUUUCAACGAGGUACCAAUCCUUGAGAACCCCGAAGGUCUUGCUCUGAUUUGGCGCAAGAUCAGAGAGAAGGGAUGUGAGCUUCCUCCUCUGGAUGAUAUGCGUGAGCGUGAUGCUUACGUGCGGAUGGCGGUCGCGAAUGCUAAGGCUAUGGAGGCGAGUAAUGAAUACGCCGGUUUGGUGGAGAAGCACUUGGCUGACUUUUCGAGUAAAGUGGAGGUCGGAAGUCACCUUCUCACGAUUCAACAGCUUCGAGGUGAGUUGGAGACCGUUCGAGUAACAGAGAAGCAGCGUGUGGUCGAGGUCGAGGGAUUGAAGGGGAAGUUGGUUGCUACUGAGGUGGAGAAGUCUUGCUCGUCGUCUCUUGCCCAAGAGUAUGACGCGGUUCUUGCCGUGGUGAAGGACAAGCUUUGGAAGAAGAAGGAAGAGACGACUGCAGAAAUUCGCUUGCAGGAGGUGAGAGCUCGCAUUGAGGCUUUGACCGAGUACAGCGAAGGCGGUUUCGAGCUUGAAGAGGAGUUGGGGCGUCUUAAAGACCGGGAGAUCUCGCUUGAUCUUGAUUAUGGUGUUGCUUCGGUGUCAGAUCCUUCCCUUAGUCGCCUCGAUCUUCCUGAGGUUUCUGGUGAUUUGGUUGAUCAAGAAUGA